Messenger RNA from Necator americanus (New World hookworm), 297 nucleotides. RefSeq lists its product as uncharacterized. The record is from RefSeq and is a predicted model, not a curated record. Bases 1 to 297 code for a protein of 98 amino acids. The transcript is spliced from 3 exons. Lineage: Eukaryota; Metazoa; Nematoda; Chromadorea; Rhabditida; Ancylostomatidae.
AUGGAAACAUCUCUGCAGGAUUAUACGAGCCGAGGAUUAUCCAUCAUGUAUUACCGAAAGAAAUCUUUGCUGUCGUCAUUUAAGGAUUUACCGUUUCCUAAUGGAACAUCCAGAAACCAUGGAUUGAAAUCAAGACUUUAUUCUAUUCAAUUUUAUUCUGGAAAAAAAGCUGAUAAUGUUGACGAGCUCGAUUUCGGAAGGAGGGAAUCAAGACUGAUGAGGAGUGAGAGUGAGUUGGAGUUUUGCGCAAUCGAUCAUUUGCUGCGAACUGUACAUACGUACAGUCAAGCCUACUGA